UACCGCACAAAAGAUUGAAACCCCCAAAUCCCUUUAUCCACACAGAGCUCCACAACAAUGGCGUCUUCAACGUUUUUCAAUUGCACUUCACUCUUGACUCCAGUUAAACCUCUUCGUACAAACCCUUCUUGUAAUACCACCGUUUGUCUUUCACAAUUCGCCAAGAAAACCACGCCAUUGAAUCUCUCAUCAUCACAGACCAUCUCUGUUUUCUCCCCACUUCUUUCGAACAGAGCUUUAAUCGUCUCUUCCCCCAAUCGAAAACCCCAAUCUCUCACAAUUGUAUCUGCCAAGGGGUAUAAGAUGAAGACCCACAAGGCUUCAGCAAAGCGAUUCAGGGUAACGGGUUCUGGGAAGAUAAUGAGGAGGAGAGCUGGGAAGCAGCAUUUGCUUAGAAAGAAGAAUGCUAAGAGGAGAACACGCCUCUCUAAAUCGCUACAAGUUGACCGUUGUGACUACAACAAUGUGAUAGGGGCCUUGCCAUACCUGAAGGUUAACCGAGCCAACUAGCCCCAACGGUUCCUCAAGGCUGCACCGCACCACAAAUUCUAUGCAGAGAGAAGCAACAACUUUAUUAUUUAUCGUUAACUUGUUAUUACUCAUGGUAUUGUUGUAUUUUGUGAUUCUUUGUUAUUUUUUUGUUGACUUGUUUGCUUUCUUGUAGUUUAUAGCCACUGUCUCCAGAUAAAGAAAUGCAAAAUGUCUAUUUGUUCUUUCAAA
This is a messenger RNA of Cynara cardunculus var. scolymus (artichoke), 720 nucleotides long. RefSeq names its product 50S ribosomal protein L35, chloroplastic. The transcript is spliced from 3 exons. Bases 58 to 510 code for a protein of 150 amino acids. Gene Ontology annotation, cellular component: large ribosomal subunit; ribosome. Lineage: Eukaryota; Viridiplantae; Streptophyta; Magnoliopsida; Asterales; Asteraceae. Gene Ontology annotation, biological process: translation. Gene Ontology annotation, molecular function: structural constituent of ribosome. The record is from RefSeq and is a predicted model, not a curated record.